This is a messenger RNA of Brachypodium distachyon (stiff brome), 1602 nucleotides long. RefSeq names its product probable 2-oxoglutarate-dependent dioxygenase ANS. The transcript is spliced from 3 exons. Bases 114 to 1226 code for a protein of 370 amino acids. The record is from RefSeq and is a predicted model, not a curated record. Lineage: Eukaryota; Viridiplantae; Streptophyta; Magnoliopsida; Poales; Poaceae.
CCACUGUCCCACAUUCCCAUGUAUAUAAAUCCCCCCGAGAGAAAGUACGACAACGCCGGCCGAGCUAACACAGCGGUAGGCGGCAGCCAGCCAGCCAGCCACCGGCCGACCCCAUGGCCGAAGAAGAAGAAGCCGCCGCCGGCGACGGCGGAGGGUGGCCGGAGCCGGUGGUGCGAGUGCAGUCUCUGUCCGAGAGCGGCGCGUCCACCAUCCCGGCCCGCUACAUCAAGCCGGCCCACGACCGGCCCACCCAUUCCGCCACCUCCAUCUCCAUCCCGGUGGUGGACCUCUCUUCGUCGUCCACGUCCUCGACGGCGGCGGCGUGCAGGGAGUGGGGCUUCUUCCAGGCGGUGAACCACGGCGUUCCCCUAGACCUCCUCCGCCGUGCCCGCGCCACGUGGCGCGCCUUCUUCUCCCAGCUGCCCCUCGAAGCCAAGCAGCGGUACGCCAACUCGCCGGACACCUACGAGGGCUAUGGCUCCCGCCUCGGCGUCCAGCAAGGCGCCUCCCUCGACUGGGGCGACUACUUCUUCCUCCACCUCAGCCCGCCUCGCGCCGCGUCGCCCUCCGACAAGUGGCCCCACUUUCCCCCGGACCUCCGGGAGACGACGGAGGAGUAUGGGAGGGAGGUGGCGAAGCUAUGUGGGAGGCUGAUGGCGGCGAUGUCGGCGGGGCUCGGGGUCGGGGAAGGGAGGAUGGCGGAGGAGUUCGGAGGGGAAGACGAAGCCGGGGCGUGCGUCAGGGUGAACUACUACCCGCGGUGCCCGCAGCCGGAGCUCACGCUGGGACUCUCCUCGCACUCCGACCCUGGCGGCAUGACCGUGCUGCUCGCCGACGAGCACGUCAAAGGGCUCCAGGUCCGCUGCCCCGGCGGCGCCGGGGAUGGAGGAGAAGAUGAGUGGGUGACCGUUGACCCGCUUCCUGGCGCACUCAUCGUCAACGUCGGGGACCAGAUCCAGGUGCUGACGAACGCCGAGUACCGGAGCGUGGAGCACCGUGUGAUGGCGAACGCGGGCGCCGAGCGGCUCUCCGUGGCGCUCUUCUACAACCCCCGGAGCGACAUCCCGCUGUCCCCCAUGCCGGAGCUGGUGUCGCUGCCGGAGAAGCCGCCGCUGUACGAGCCCAUGACCUACGACCAGUACCGCCUCUACAUCCGCCGCGAGGGGCCCCAGGGGAAGGCCCAGGUCGACUCCCUCAAGGCAUCGUCGUCACAGGAGCGCCCUUAGCGUUAAAAUUAAUGGAUAAUUAAGCUCCUGGUAGUGGUAGGCUAAUAAGAGGGAGAGGAUGCCGGACUACUGCGUGCUGCUGUGCCCACUAGCUAGGACAGUAAUAAGAGUGAAUAAUGGAGGGGUUAACUAAUUAACUGAUCAGAGCAUGGACUGGUCAAAAAGAAAAAAAAAACUGAUCAGAGCAUGGUUGAAUGGAUGGAUGGAAACGAGACAAUCGAUGUUGCGCAGUGCUUGGUUGGUCGUCCUGUUUUUAUUUUUGGUCAUUUGGUCCAAACUGGUUAGAGAACCGGCCAAAAAGAGAAGAAACGACAUUAAUUUCUUUAAUCGAUGAUGUAAUACUCCCUUCGUUGGGAAGUAAGUAACUUGGGAGUGC